GGAGCUUCUUCUUGCAUUUCGUUUAUUCAAACUUAGCUAUCAUUUUGCAACGAUGGACUCUGUUUCACAAUCUUUUCCUCUAGCUGCAGUGGCCGUGGACAAGGAUAAGAGCAGCCAAGGAGCCUUGAAAUGGGCCCUCGAUAAUGUCGCAGUCAGGGGCCAAACCCUCAUCCUCAUUCACGUCAACACUCAUGCCGUUUCACCGGAUAGCAUACGCAGGGAAAUACUUACUCCUUUUCGAUGUUUCUGCACCAGAAAAGAUAUCAAAGUCAUGGAUAUGAUCUUGGAGGGCACUGACGUAGCUAAGGGCGUAGUGGAGUUCAUCUCUCAGUCGGGGAUCAACAAACUAGUCGUCGGAGCAUCGAGAGGAGGCUUUGUGAGGUAUCUUGACAUUCUUCUAAAGCACUGCUCUAACAAAGGUUCUCACUGUCUGCAUACUGCUACCAGAUCAUUCAGAAACUUGGACAUCAGCGUCAACAUUCACAAAACCGUGCCUGAUUUCUGCACUGCUUAUGUGAUAAGCAAAGGCAAGCUCUCCUCUGUUAAAAAUGCGAUCCGACCACCUCCGGCCGUUUCGCCUUUGAGAAUCCAGCUCCAGAAACAAGCCAACGCAGAUCAACCAAGUCAACAGGAGAAGAAAGGUACGAUGAUCGACUUAACUUGUCAUUUGGCUCGACUAGUUUCACGAACAACUGAAGGAGGCAUACAUUUGUCAGGUGAUGCUGCAGCUUCGACUCUCAAUCUGAGUAAAGAAACAGAAUCAAUCAGGUCACCGUUGACGAGAGGGGCCUAUGCAUAUAAGUCCGAUGCAGAUUUGACGUCGGGCAGUGACAUAUCGUUUGUAAGCAGUGGGAGGAGGAGCACGGAUCAGGUCUUCCCUCCGAGGAUCUAUUGCUUGCCUGACAACAACCUUGCUCACAGCUUCGAGUCUCGACUAUCGCCUCGCAAGUCUGUGGGUGUUCAUUCCGCUAUGAACGGGUACUCUUUUUCCCAGGAGAGCUUUGCAUCUGACGCAUCGUCGCUCGAAUGCAUGCCUUGGAACUUGCAGGAAUAUCAAGAAGCAGAGAUAAAUAGACUGAAACUGGAACUCAAGCAGACAAUGGAUAUGUACAACGCAGCUUGCAAGGAAGCGCUUCUGUCUAAACAGAAGGCAAAGGAGCUCCAUCACUCGAAGAUGGAGGGGAAACAGAGACUCGAAAUCGCCCGACUCGCGGAAGAAGCCGCCUUGGUUCUGGUAGAGAAGGAGAAAGCGAAGUGCAAGGCAGCAUUGGAAGCAGCCGAAGCAGCCCAAAGAAAGGCGGAACUGGAAGCGCAUAAAAGGAGAGAAGUGGAGAUAAAGGCCAUGAAACAAUCCGUCGACAAGAAUCCCUCGAAUUCGUUUGUGCAAACGGACGCGAGGUACAGGAGAUACAAGAUCGAGGAGAUCGAGGAAGCCACAGAGUACUUUGCGGCGGACAAAAAGGUUGGAGAAGGAGGGUACGGUCCCGUCUACAAAUGCUAUCUCGAUCACACGCCUGUUGCCGUCAAGGUACUGCGACCGGAUGCGGCCCAGGGGAGGUCUCAGUUUCAGCACGAGGUUGAGAUUCUUAGUUGCAUCCGGCACCCAAACAUGGUCCUCCUCCUCGGUGCUUGCCCGGAGUACGGUUGCCUGGUGUACGAGUACAUGGCGAAUGGGAGCUUAGAGGAUCGCUUAUUCCGGCGGGGGACCACGCCGCCCAUUCCCUGGCAAUAUCGGUUCCGCAUCGCCGCAGAGAUCGCCACGUGCCUUCUCUUCCUCCACCAAACGAAGCCGGAGCCUCUGGUUCACAGGGACUUGAAGCCUGCAAACAUCCUGCUCGAUCAGAACUACACCAGCAAGAUAAGCGACGUCGGCCUGGCCCGCCUUCUCCCGCCCUCCGUGGCAGACCAAGUCACUCAGUACCGCAUGACGACGGCGGCCGGGACGUUCUGCUACAUCGACCCGGAGUACCAGCAGACGGGCAUGCUCGGCACCAGGUCGGACAUUUACUCCUUUGGAAUCCUGCUGCUGCAACUGAUCACUGCGAAGCCUCCCAUGGGGCUGACCCAUCAAGUGGAGCGCUCGAUCGAGACGGGAACGUUUCGACAGGUGUUGGAUCCCUCCAUCCAAAAUUGGCCGAUCGAUGAAGCUUUACGGUUCGCCAAGUUAGCACUCAACUGCGCAGAGCUGAGAAGGAAAGACCGGCCGGACCUAGGAACAGUCGUAUUGCCGGAGCUCAAUUGGCUGAGAGCUUUUGGGGAAGAAAACACGCAGCAAUUCGCAGUGGACAACAACGUCGGCGCCUCAUCGUCACACGAUCGAUUUUCUGUGCAGGAUAUCAGGAGUGGCCCUUUGCAUCAGCAAUCAGGAUAUCAGAGCUCCAGCCAAUUUAGCGGAUCGUCGAUCAACUGAAGAUCGUCGAGCACACCAUGGGAAUAUUUCAAUAUAUCGUUGAACAGAAAUGCGAAUAUUGCCUCUCCAUGCACAC
Molecule: messenger RNA, 2486 nt
Organism: Zingiber officinale
Lineage: Eukaryota; Viridiplantae; Streptophyta; Magnoliopsida; Zingiberales; Zingiberaceae
Product: U-box domain-containing protein 35-like
Exons: 6
Coding region: 53-2410 (785 amino acids)
Biological process (GO): protein phosphorylation
Molecular function (GO): ATP binding; protein kinase activity
Source: RefSeq, a predicted model, not a curated record